CUUUCCAAGUGACCACAACGACGUCAACUGACAACAACUGAGACGGAGAGGCUCACUGGCUCAGCAGUCAGUAAACAUGGCUGCAAUGGCGAAACCAAGCCUGCUUAACCCCCUCCGUUCCCACCUCAAUGAGCUUCCUCUUAUAGAUUCGACCUCGAUCCGCACUAAUCUCAGAGAAUUUCGGUUCUCUCACUUCAAUGUCACUCUAAAGCACGCAAGAAAUGCGUCCGUUCUUCCUGUGAUAAGAGCCCAGAGUUCUCCUGAUUAUGUACCAGACUCCAAAUUUUACAAAGUGGAAGCGAUUCUGAGGCCAUGGCGAGUUUCGCAGGUUUCUUCGGCUCUGUUGAAAAUUGGUAUUCGUGGGGUUACAGUAUCUGAUGUUCGAGGCUUUGGUGCUCAAGGUGGCUCAACAGAGAGGCAUGGUGGCUCCGAAUUUACUGAAGACAAUUUUGUCGCUAAGGUUAAAAUGGAGAUUGUAGUGAGCAAAGACCAGGUUGAAGCAGUAGUAGACAAGAUCAUUGAGGCAGCCAAGACCGGAGAAAUUGGUGAUGGCAAGAUUUUUGUGGUACCAGUCUCAGAUGUAAUAAGAAUUCGCACCGGGGAGCGUGGAGAGAGGGCGGAGAAGAUGACAGGUGGGUGGUCUGACCAGUCAUCUGCUGCUGCUUGAGCUGCAUUAUCCGUUUGGGUUCAACUGAGUGAGAUACGCCACUUUAUGAGCUCUACUCUAAUCAACCCCCGUCCAAUCUCCCAUGUCCAUUAGAUCUUAAAGUCUAGUGCUUUUAUUUUGCUAGUGUUAUGUGAUGAUAUAAGACAAAAAUAAGGUGUAAUACUAGUCAUGUAGCUUCUCACUUUUAAGAAGGUAACAGGUAGAAAAUAAUUUGGUAGUUAUUUCCCCCAUUAUUUUUGAAAUUGAAGUAGUCAGCUUAUGGGGAAACUCAAAUGUAGCAAUGAAGAAGAAUGUUAAACAAAAAUGGGUAAAUUUCAUCAAUUCUUGUCAAAAUUUUGCAAUGCAUCUCA
Prunus dulcis (almond) is the source of this 1017-nucleotide messenger RNA. Its product is annotated as nitrogen regulatory protein P-II homolog. NCBI's taxonomy places the organism in Eukaryota, Viridiplantae, Streptophyta, Magnoliopsida, Rosales, Rosaceae. The coding region runs from base 77 to 667 and encodes 196 amino acids. The transcript has 8 exons. Gene Ontology annotation, cellular component: cytosol; chloroplast thylakoid. Gene Ontology annotation, biological process: regulation of nitrogen utilization. Gene Ontology annotation, molecular function: enzyme regulator activity; ATP binding. The record is from RefSeq and is a predicted model, not a curated record.